This is a messenger RNA of Xyrauchen texanus (razorback sucker), 1451 nucleotides long. RefSeq names its product mab-21-like 3 (gene mab21l3). The record is from RefSeq and is a predicted model, not a curated record. The transcript has 7 exons. The coding region runs from base 90 to 1253 and encodes 387 amino acids. NCBI's taxonomy places the organism in Eukaryota, Metazoa, Chordata, Actinopteri, Cypriniformes, Catostomidae.
GCCACACAGACCUCAACACAUUAAGCUCUGCCGCUCCAGAGAAGAUUUAAAAUAGCAUUUGAAGAGCAUACAAAAGGAGAGAUUGCAAAAUGACCAACUUCACUGAUGAAGACCUGGACCACUAUUUACAAAAUCAGGUGGAUCUCAGGCAUCGUCUGGUUUCAAAGUCUGUGGAAGAAGUGCAGAAAAUCAUAAAAGCUCUUACAGCUGAGGUCAGCUCAAAGGAUGCUCGCUUCCAGUCCAUUGCAAACUCUGGUGUUCACAAUACAAGCCUCAAAGAUCAGCCAGCUUUAGCGUCAAAAUGGGCCGCAUUACUCAGGGGAAAAAGUGCAUUCAACCCAGCCAUCCAAGUGCUCACUCCCACUCUGUUCCUGAUCUCAGUGCCUCUGCGGGGCUUGAUGGGCUAUAAGGGGAGGCGAACGCGACAGUGGCGGUACUACACGCUUAGCGGCUCUCGUCUCCUCUCACCUGUCCGUGAGCCAGAGAAGCUCCACCAGUGGCUGGAAUUGGAGUGUUUUCUCAACUCAAAUCAGGAGUGGCAUGAUACCCGCAUGACCAUAGAGGGUGAUAUUGUGCCAGCUAAGGUGGUGAAUGUCUUCAAGGAGCAUCUGGAGACAUCCAUAAAGACCUGUGGACUAACAAAUAAGGUGAGUGUGCUGGAGUCUGUCGGGUCAGUGGUGCGUGUUGCUGUGGAAACAUCAGAGGCACAGAUUGAGGUGGAUCUGGUUCCUACAGUGGAGCUAAUGAACUGCUGGCCAAAGAGAGCUCGGUGGCCCCGCCUUUUUCGGAGAUGGCCCUCUACAGAGCGUGCUCGCUGCAUUAAGUCUUUUGGAUACAAUCUAAUGGCCACAUCAAACUACCACUGGCUGCUGUCUUUCUCACGGGCGGAGCAGGUGCUGUUGAGUAAUAUAGAUGAGGAUGGCGGUUGCCGCAGGAAGUGUUACCGUGUGGUCAGACAGCUCAAGGAAGAUGUCUGGUGUCCUGGAAGCAAACCUGUCAUCACUGCCUACCACCUACAGACACUGCUGUUUUGGACCUGUGAGAAGUACGCCUGCACCAGGGACUGGAGAGACAUCAGGGGAUGUGUAUUACGACUGGUGCAGAAGCUGUAUAAGUGUGUUAGCCAGCACUAUCUCCGCCAUUACUUCAUACGAUCCCACAACCUUCUGAAAUACAGCAAUACAAAUGAGUUAGAUGACGUGGCAAAGAAGAUCAGUAAUUUCCUGGACAAUCCAGGGACAUACAUUCAUUAGAAGCAUCCUCUGACUGUUAGAUGGCAUAGAUCUGUGUUAGCUGUGCUCUGUUUGUAUGACUGCAUCAUAUUGAUGAUAUGUUCAUUAUAGGCUGUGGUUGACUAAAGUAAUAUAUGUCUUUUCUCCUUAUUCCUCAUUACUGAAAUUUUCAGCAGAAUCAUGAUGUCAGCUUUCUUAACAGCAGGCCUAAUUCAUGAA